AUGACCAAGCUUCCUCUCGAACAUCCUCCAUUUCCACCCCUUCAUCUAGUCGAGAGUGACAAAGACACCGUCGUUGACCUCGCCAACAUCGUCGUGACUGAGGCGAUCGAAGACUACGAACUGCACUUCUCUAACCACCACGGACUUGUCGAUACGACGCAGUGGGUCCGAGUCAAGCAAGUUGACGACAACCUGGUCGUGUACCAGGACCGCCAAGCCCUGAAAGAGCGUCGAUUGUCCCGUGUCAAUCGAUCGCGUCCUUCCGUGGUCCUCAAGAGCAGCGAAAUCCUCAACUUGCUCUGGUUCGGGACGAUACGGGGUGACCUGGACGACGUCAUGUGUGCAGUCGUGAACCGCACCGCAGAAGAAGCCAAGGUCAAAGCAGCUUUCACGGAGAGCACGAUGCUGGACUUUGCUGUCCUGGAGACCCUCGUCCACCCGAAAGCGUACGACCCGUUCCGGAGCGUGCAAGUGAAGUGGACAGUCAAUGCCGGUCCAGCUCUCAUGCGGUCGGUCGUGCGCUGUCGAGACUUUGUCUACCUCGAGUCCACGGGGAUGACAACCAUGUCCACCGGUGAACGCGUCGGGUUCCAGCUCCUCCAUAGUGUAUCGAUCCCAGCAGCUCCGGAACUCCACCAGUACAAGUUCGUCCGGGGCAACAUGACGCUCUUCCACUUGUUCCGACAACAGAGUGACGGGGUCAUCGAGACGUACGUGAAAGCGUUCGUUGACCUGAUGGGCGAUAUGCCCCUCCGAGUCGCUACGACGCUGGUCACAAGCGGGAUGGUCUCGGUCUCGAAGCUAGCCGAGUACGCGCUAGCGAAGAAGCUCAAUUGGCAGCUCAGUCAGCGACGAGUGAUCCUCCCCAGCAAUCGGUCCAAGUUCUGCCACGUCUGCUGUAAACUCCUCCAAAGCAGCAUCAUGCGACGACGGACGUGCAAGAUCUGUAUGAAUCGAUGCUGUGCACGUUGUUGCGUGUCGAAGAAGCUGUUCUUCACGUCCCCACAGAGUCGAGAAGUCGUGCAGAAGACUGCAAUAGCGUGCAAAGAGUGCAUUCAAGUUGCGGCGGCCCGAAACGGAUUCGAUGUUGCACGGGAUGAGCUCCUGAAGAGCGAUCGACAGGCUCAAGCAUACCUGUACUGGUCCACUGUCUCGCCAACAUCCUCGACAUCGUCCAUGAAGCUGUAG
This is a messenger RNA of Peronospora matthiolae, 1188 nucleotides long. NCBI's taxonomy places the organism in Eukaryota, Oomycota, Peronosporomycetes, Peronosporales, Peronosporaceae. The record is from the annotation of a GenBank genome assembly.